Hevea brasiliensis (rubber tree) is the source of this 3031-nucleotide messenger RNA. Its product is annotated as receptor-like protein kinase FERONIA. NCBI's taxonomy places the organism in Eukaryota, Viridiplantae, Streptophyta, Magnoliopsida, Malpighiales, Euphorbiaceae. Bases 592 to 2979 code for a protein of 795 amino acids. The transcript has a single exon. Gene Ontology annotation, biological process: protein autophosphorylation. Gene Ontology annotation, molecular function: transmembrane receptor protein tyrosine kinase activity; ATP binding. The record is from RefSeq and is a predicted model, not a curated record. Gene Ontology annotation, cellular component: plasma membrane; plasmodesma.
UUCUCGGACCGACAUACGCUCUAUUUUUCCAACAGCGUGCUUACCAUGGAAAUACAUUCACAUGUGAUUUGUUCCUCUAAACGUACGAAAAAUUUUAAAAUACAGUAUAGUGUAUCCAAAUUUAUUUCCCGACUGGUCUGCUAACAGAACGGAAUAACUCAUAGGCAACUUCAUCGGCAGAAGAUGGUUUUCCAGAUAUCAUAGACAACACGUUCUGGCAAUCAUCUUUAACAGUGGUAUUGAAUUUGGGGAAACUCUUGCCUGAUUUAUGACCAAAUCAGGUAAAUUUUUCUCCUCAAAUGGGAAAUCUCUACUGCAGUUUCUACUUUAGUUAAAGAGUAAAAUAAAUAAUAAUAAUAAUAAUAAUAAUAAGCAGCUUUUGUGAGGAUUUUGAGCAGGUCUUCCUUAGACCAACCAAGUUGACUUUCAAAUAAUGGAUUUCUGGAUAUAUCAAGGGUGGAUCAAGCUUUGGAGCUAAGAAAUGAUCUCCCAUUUUGUGUUUCUGAUUAGCAAACAAUCUGCUUCUCUACAUCUUGCAUUCCAACACUUGCCUUUAAUACUGUCUUUAACAUACUUAGCCUUCUCAGGCUGAUGUACCGGACUUCUUCAAUGAAUCCUUGGAGUUUCUCUAUCUUCACCCUUCUAUACUUGUGCGCUGCUUUUGAAUCCAUAAGCUGUGCAUCCAACAACUCUUCUUCUUCCUUGGAUAAAAUUGUUCUCAACUGCGGAUCUGCUGGGUCCUUUUCAUUUAAUGGAAAAAACUGGACUGGUGAUGUAGGCUCCAGCUUCUUGCCUGCCGAUUAUCAGAGAAGUUCGAUUUCUGUACCAUUAACACUGAUUAAUGGUGAAGUUCCCAAGAUUCCAUACUCUACUGCACGCGUCUCUCGUUUUAAUUUCACCUAUGCUUUUCCUCUUUCCCCUGGUUUCAAAUUCAUCCGCCUUCACUUCUAUCCGGCUUCCUACGCCACCCUAAAAAGCAUCACCGACGCUGAUUUCUCUGUGGUCUCGGGUCGUUACACUCUGCUAAACAAUUUUAGCCCUUCUGUUAUGGCAGAUACUUUGGAAUUAGUUUACUUCACUAAAGAUUUUGUUAUUAACUUGUGGGAGAACCUAUUGAAUAUCACUUUUAUCCCAUCAUCCGGAGCUUAUGCCUUUGUCAAUGGUAUAGAAAUUUACAACUUUCCAGCCAAUUUCUACAAUUAUACUUAUAAUCAGAUAUCUGUUCACCAUGAGCCAGCCUUUGAGAUGCUUCAUAGAGUCAAAGUGGGGCGUCACGACGCUUUUUCUGAUGACCUCUGGGAGUGGCUAGAUGACUCCAGCUAUAUAAUGGGAUCUAUGAGCGGCACUGUCAUUUUUACGGAUGAUGAAAUCACUGGGGAACCUUGGAACAUGGGGGACUACGCCGCUCCCAUAUAUCUAUAUGAUUCAGCCCGGACGAUGGGCAGCGAUGAUGCUAUUAACAUGAGCUACAACCUGACUUGGACAUUUCUUGUAGAUUCUGGUUUCAAAUAUCUUGUUAGGCUUCAUCUUUGUGAGAUUUCACAUGAGGUAACAGGGGUGAAUCAGAGAGUGUUCACUGUUUAUAUUAACAACCAGACGGUAGAGGACAGUUUGGAUGUAAUUGCUUUGGCAGGAGCACCACUUGUGGCAAUUUAUAGAGACUACACCAUUGUGGUUCCAGAAGGGAUAGGAGGGAAGCAGAAACUGUGGCUAGCCCUGCAUCCAAACCCAGAAUCAAGUCCCAAAUUUGAGAAUGCAAUACUAAAUGGAGUUGAGAUCAUGAAACUUAGCGAUGAGAAUAACAAUCUUGCUCCAUAUUUUGAACCAAGAUUCGGAAAAAGAAAGAAGAUUCGAGUCAGUGUCGUCCUUGGAGCCGUUUUAGGUUGCCUUGGUGGAAUCUUUGUAUCUUGUUUGGCUGUAUACCAGUGGACAAAAAGGAAUUCUUCCUGUUUCGAAGUCUCACAACUGCACCCAAUAUCCCGUGACCACAGGAAAUCAAAUAUGCCAGUGCUAAGAUCAUCUUCCCUCUGCCGCGAGUUCACAUUAGCAGACGUCAGGGUGGCCACCAAAAAUUUCAGUGAAGUUCUUGUGAUUGGUGUGGGUGGUUUCGGCAAGGUUUACAAGGGUUCGAUAGACGGCGGAGCUACCCAAGUUGCCAUCAAGCGCAAAAGUCCGGAGUCCCACCAAGGGCUACAGGAGUUUCAAACUGAAAUUGAUUUGCUCUCAACAUUUCGUCACUUGAACCUGGUUUCCUUACUCGGCUUCUGCCAAGAGAACAAUGAAUUCAUUCUAGUCUACGAUUACAUGGCCGGUGGAACUCUCCGUGAUCAUCUCUACAAGAGACGCCAUCCACCAUUAUCAUGGAAUCAAAGGCUCAAGAUUUGCAUUGGUGCUGCUCGAGGAUUACACUAUCUUCAUACCGGCACAAAACAUUCAAUUAUACACCGUGACAUCAAGUCUACCAAUAUAUUGUUGGAUGAGGAUUUGGAGGCCAAGGUCUCGGAUUUCGGACUGUCGAGGUUAGGCCCCACUACAGCAUCAAGCAGUUAUGUAAACACUGACGUUAAGGGUACUCUGGGAUAUCUGGAUCCUGAAUACUAUCGAAGUAGAAAGCUAAGUAGUAAAUCAGAUGUCUACUCUUUUGGCGUGGUGUUGCUUGAAGUGCUAUGUGCAAGACCAGUGGUGGUGGAAGAAGAGGAAUAUAAGGUUAGCUUGGCCGAAUGGGCCUUACGUUGCCAUGGAAGUGGUAACUUUGGUUGUAUCAUCGAUCCACUUCUAAGAGGAAAAAUUGCUCCUCGGUCUCUCAUCACAUUCAUGGAAAUUACGGUAAAGUGCUUGGCUGAUCGACGAACUCAGAGGCCAUCGAUAGGAGAUGUGCUACACAGUCUGGAAUUGUCAUUGCACGUACAAGAGAGCACAGAUGCCACGGUGGAUUUGGAAGAUCAUUACUCACACCGAAUGUAUACAACGGUAAUUUAAAAUGAUGAUGAGACUUGUCUAAAAAUAUAAUAAAUGGAAUUUUAAUUUUUAA